Molecule: messenger RNA, 1077 nt
Organism: Ascochyta rabiei
Lineage: Eukaryota; Fungi; Ascomycota; Dothideomycetes; Pleosporales; Didymellaceae
Exons: 1
Coding region: 1-1077 (358 amino acids)
Source: RefSeq, a predicted model, not a curated record
AUGCUCAACAACACGUCUCUCUUCCCCUCUGAAUAUCAACAUCUCGCCCCAUCCAUCUCCGUCAUGGCCGCUUUCAUUCGCAUGUUCAAAGACAAAUGGAUCACGCCGCCCCAGCCUACGACGGAAGACUACAGCGGCCGGGUCGUCAUGGUUACCGGGGCGACGUCGGGCAUUGGGAAGGAGGCCGCAUACAAGUUUGCCGCCCUGGGAGCGUCGCAGGUCAUCCUUGCGGCUCGAGACCUGAACAAGGGCGAGUCGACCAAGGCUGAACUGGCCAAACGCCUCGGUCGUGACGAUGCACUCGCAGUAUGGGAGCUGGACAUGAUGUCCUACGACAGCGUGGUUGCCUUUGCAGAUCGGGCACACGCGCUCGAGCACCUCGAUGUUGCCAUUCUGAAUGCCGGUGUACAUCGGGCCUCGUACCACGUGGGCGAGCAGGGCUGGGAGGAGGACUUGCAGGUCAACACCCUGUCCAGCGUGCUCCUGGGCGUUCGCCUCCUGGCCAAGCUGAGGCAAUCGAAGCACUACACUGGCAAAACGCCGGUGCUGGAGUUUGUCAACUCUGGCCUGCACCAGAGCGCGGUGGUGCCGAGUGAGGUUCGACAACAGCCGAGCAUCCUGGCGUACUACAACCAACGCGAGCAGUUCAAGGAAAUGAACCAGUACAAGUACAGCAAGGUGUUCCUCAUGUACGCGACCAACCAGCUCGCCAGCGAGGUUUCUUCAGAGGAAGUCAUCAUCACAUCCAUCUGCCCUGGCGUCGUCAAUUCAGAUCUUGGGCGGGACCACUUCUUCCCAGGCGUGUUCGUGUUGGCUGCAGCGAUUGUCUUUCUGAUCAUGAAGUCGCCCUCGCAAGGAGCCAACCUGGUUCUGAGUGGAGCCACACAGGGUGAAGCGGUCCACGGAAGGUUUUGGCAGAGCGACAUGAUCAAGCCUGUACCACCUGCCCUCAGAGGGGCUGCGAUGAAGGAACUGGGGUCGAGGGUCUGGCACGAGAUGGUCGAGACGUUGAAGAAGGAGGUGCCGCAGUUUGACAAGUGGCUUGAAGCUGCUCUUGAACAGAAGCAGAGGGGGUAG